CGUGGUCGUCCCGCCAUGGCACUGUCGCGGGGGCUCUCCCGGGAGCUGGCCGAGGCCGUGGCCGGUGGCCGGGUGCUGGUCGUGGGCGCGGGCGGCAUCGGCUGCGAGCUCCUCAAGAACCUCGUGCUCACCGGCUUCUCCCACAUCGACCUGAUUGAUCUGGAUACUAUUGAUGUCAGCAACCUCAACAGGCAGUUUUUAUUUCAAAAGAAACAUGUUGGAAGAUCAAAGGCCCAGGUUGCCAAAGAAAGUGUACUGCAGUUUUACCCGAAAGCUAAUAUCAUAGCCUACCAUGACAGCAUCAUGAACCCUGACUAUAAUGUGGAAUUUUUUCGACAAUUUAUAUUGGUUAUGAAUGCUUUAGAUAACAGAGCUGCCCGCAACCAUGUUAAUAGGAUGUGUCUGGCAGCUGGCGUCCCUCUUAUUGAGAGUGGAACUGCUGGUUAUCUUGGGCAAGUAACUACUAUCAAAAAGGGUGUGACUGAGUGCUAUGAAUGUCAUCCCAAGCCAACCCAGAGAACUUUUCCUGGCUGUACAAUUCGUAACACACCUUCAGAACCUAUUCAUUGCAUCGUUUGGGCAAAGUAUUUGUUCAACCAGUUGUUUGGAGAAGAAGAUGCUGAUCAAGAAGUGUCUCCUGACAGAGCUGACCCUGAAGCUUCCUGGGAACCAAUGGAAGCUGAAGCCAGAGCCAGAGCAUCUAAUGAAGAUGGUGACAUUAAACGUAUUUCUACUAAGGAAUGGGCUAAAUCAACGGGAUAUGAUCCAGUUAAACUUUUUACCAAGCUUUUUAAAGAUGAUAUCAGGUAUCUGUUGACGAUGGACAAACUGUGGCGGAAAAGGAAACCUCCGGUUCCAUUGGACUGGGCUGAAGUACAAAGUCAAGGAGAAGAAACCAAUGCAUCAGAUCAACAAAAUGAACCCCAGUUAGGUCUGAAAGACCAGCAGGUUCUAGAUGUAAAGAGCUAUGCACGUCUUUUUUCAAAGAGCAUUGAGACUUUGAGAGUGCAUUUAGCAGAAAAAGGGGAUGGAGCUGAGCUCAUAUGGGACAAGGAUGACCCAUCUGCAAUGGAUUUUGUCACCUCUGCUGCAAACCUCAGGAUGCAUAUUUUCAGUAUGAAUAUGAAGAGCAGAUUUGAUAUAAAAUCAAUGGCAGGGAACAUUAUUCCUGCUAUCGCUACUACUAAUGCAGUGAUUGCUGGGUUGAUAGUAUUGGAAGGAUUGAAGAUUUUAUCAGGAAAAAUAGACCAGUGCAGAACAAUUUUUUUGAAUAAACAACCAAACCCAAGAAAGAAGCUCCUUGUGCCUUGUGCACUUGAUCCUCCCAACCCUAAUUGCUACGUAUGUGCCAGCAAGCCAGAGGUGACCGUGCGGCUGAACGUCCAUAAGGUGACUGUUCUCACGUUACAAGAUAAGAUAGUGAAAGAAAAAUUUGCUAUGGUAGCACCAGAUGUCCAAAUUGAAGAUGGGAAAGGAACAAUCCUAAUAUCUUCAGAAGAGGGAGAGACAGAAGCUAAUAAUCACAAGAAGUUGUCAGAAUUUGGCAUUAGAAAUGGGAGCCGGCUUCAAGCAGACGACUUCCUUCAGGACUACACUUUAUUGAUCAACAUCCUUCAUAGUGAAGACCUAGGAAAGGAUGUUGAAUUUGAAGUUGUUGGUGAUGCCCCAGAAAAAGUGGGGCCCAAACAAGCGGAAGAUGCUGCCAAAAGCAUAACCAAUGGCAGCGACGAUGGAGCUCAGCCUUCCACAUCCACAGCACAAGAGCAAGAUGAUGUGCUCAUAGUUGAUUCAGAUGAAGAAGGUCCUUCAAAUAAUGCUGACAUCAGUGAAGAAGAGAGAAGUCGCAAGAGGAAAUUAGAUGAGAAAGAGAAUGUCAGUGCAAAGAGGUCACGCACAGAACAGACAGAAGAGCUUGAUGACGUUAUAGCGUUAGAUUGAACAGAAACGCCUCUAGAAAGAACCUUCUUACUGCCUUAGGUCAUCUGGGCAGAACCAGGUUGUUAUGUCCUUUGUUCCAAAGGGAAAAAAUUUACACCAGUGACUUGAAGACAAUUCUACUCCCUUUUAAAGCAUUUGUUUUGCUAGAACUAUUAGGAACAUUGCGGUAUGCUGUAUUGAAAGUAGGAAUAUAGUUUUAAAACCCUUUGAACAAAGUGUGUGCAUAACGAGUCCUGAGAUGAAACAACACAAUGCAUGUUGCCUUUUUAAUGUAAAUACUCUUAGGUAUCAUUUAAUAGUUUUAAAAUAUUGUGGUUUAGUAAAGUUGAUACCUGGUUAUAAAUAUUAUGCCUUUAUUUUUGGUUAGAAGAAGAAUUAUUUUUAGCCUAGAUCUAACCAUUUUCAUACUCUUAACUGACUGAAACAGAUUCAAAGAAGUAUCAAGUGCUAUGCAUUGAGAUUUGUUUUUAAAUGUUAACUGGCACUAUGUAUAUUAAUGUAAAACAAUGUUAAUUUACUCAAGUUUUCAGCUUGUACUGCCUGGUAUGUCUGUGUAAGAAGCCGAUUUUUGUGUAUUGUUACAGUUUCAGGUUAUUUAUAUUUGAUGUUUUGUAAAACUCAAAACUAUACUGUACUUAUGGACCAAAUAAAUGGCAUCUACAUACUUGUUCUACAUGCCUGCACAGUG
Molecule: messenger RNA, 2626 nt
Organism: Diceros bicornis minor
Lineage: Eukaryota; Metazoa; Chordata; Mammalia; Perissodactyla; Rhinocerotidae
Gene: UBA2
Product: ubiquitin like modifier activating enzyme 2
Exons: 17
Coding region: 16-1938 (640 amino acids)
Biological process (GO): protein sumoylation
Cellular component (GO): SUMO activating enzyme complex; cytoplasm
Molecular function (GO): SUMO activating enzyme activity
Source: RefSeq, a predicted model, not a curated record